Colletotrichum spaethianum is the source of this 1395-nucleotide messenger RNA. Its product is annotated as lactose permease. The transcript has 4 exons. Bases 1 to 1395 code for a protein of 464 amino acids. Gene Ontology annotation, cellular component: membrane. NCBI's taxonomy places the organism in Eukaryota, Fungi, Ascomycota, Sordariomycetes, Glomerellales, Glomerellaceae. Gene Ontology annotation, biological process: transmembrane transport; carbohydrate transport. The record is from RefSeq and is a predicted model, not a curated record. Gene Ontology annotation, molecular function: carbohydrate:proton symporter activity.
AUGAACGGCUUACAGACUCUACCCCAAUGGCGUCAAUUCUUCGGAAACCCCGAGGGUGCGAUCCUUGGACUCAUGAACGCUGUAUACCCACUUGGCAAAGUCGUUGCUCUAUUCGUCGUCACCUACGCCGGCGAUCGAUGGGGCCGCAAAUUGCCUCUCUUCAUCGGACUUGUGGCUUGUAUUGCUUUUGCUGUUCUUCAAGGCCUCGCCAAGGACUUAACGAGUUUCGUCACGGCAAGGGCUUUGCUGGGGUUCUUCACGACUUUUAUCAGCCAGCCGAGCCCCAUCAUUAUUACCGAACUUGCAUACCCAACUCAGCGGGGAAAAGUAACUGCCCUCUACAACACAUUCUUUUACUUCGGUUCCAUCUUUGCUGCUUGGUGUACGUUUGGCACAUUCAAGAUCGCGUCCACUUGGAGCUGGCGGAUUCCGUCGAUUCUCCAAGGUGCGGUUCCAGUUGUUCAGUUACUUGGGUUCUAUUUCCUUCCAGAGUCACCUCGUUGGCUCAUGCGUCGUGGUCGAAAAGACGAGGCGCGAAAGGUUUUCGCCGAUUAUCAUGCUGGCGGUAACCUUGACGACCCCUUAGUCGACUUUGAGAUGCGCGAAGUAGAACUCACUCUCGGCGAAGAGGUAGAGGCCAUGUCCCAGUCAUCCUGGCUUGAGCUUGUGCGAACCCCAGCCAACCACAAACGUACGCUGAUUGCCGUAAUUUUGGGCUUCUUCUCGCAAUGGAACGGCGUUGCAGUAGUAUCUUAUUACUUGACAUUGGUUCUCAACACCAUCGGAAUUACCGAAGUCAAGGACCAAACGCUGAUCAACGGGUUGUUGCAAAUCUUCAACUGGGUCAUCUCAACUUUUCUCGGGGCACUAAUGGUUGAUCGACUCGGCCGAAGACUUUUGUUCCUGAUGUCCACGGCGGGUAUGCUUGCUAAUUAUAUCGCCUGGACUGGUUUGACUUCUCACUUUGUCGCCAGUCGCGACGAGUCUACCGGAAGAGCGGUUGUAGCCUUCAUCUUCAUUUUCUACUUCUUUUAUGAUGUUGCAUGGACACCUUUGCUGCAAGCUUACCCUGUCGAAAUCUUCCCUUACACACUUCGUGGGCGUGGUUUGUCUAUCACCUAUAUUUCUGCCUUUACCGGCCUUAUCAUCGGAAAUCAGGUUAACCCAAUCGCGAUGAAAACGAUCGCCUGGAAGUAUUAUAUAGUCUUUUGCUGUAUACUUGGUGCACUGUUUGUCCUGAUUUGGUUUCUGUUCCCCGAAACUAAAGGGCACACACUGGAGGAAAUCCGCGAGGUAUUUGAGGGCAAGCCCGUGAGUAAGAUGAUUGACAUCGAGGAAGGGGGUGACGGGGAAGAUAAAAAGGACGAAAAGGUAAAACAAGUCGAGUUGGCCUGA